ACAAAUCACAGAGUCGAUAAAGCAGGCAAUCGAUGCCGCAGUCAACUUGGCGAUUGCUUCUCCUUCCUUUCCCUCCAUUAAAUCGAAAACGUUUCAGAGAGUUUAAACAACGAGAGACGAAGAAGCAAGGAUGAGCACAAUCACAAUUCCAGAUAUUAUCCCCUCUCUUAAAGAGGAUUGUCAGAGAUUGCGAAAGGCUUUUCAAGGGUUUGGGACGGACGAAAAGGACAUUAUCGAGGUAUUGGGGCACAGAGACGCCCGCAAUCGCGCAGAGAUUUCCCGCUGCUAUUAUAUGCUAUACAACGAAUCCCUAAUCUAUCGCCUUAAAUCGGAGCUCUCCGGUGAUUUCCAAAGGGCUGUGAUCUUAUGGACUGAAGAUCCAUCAAAAAGGGAUGCGGAGUUGGCGCAUAAGGCGUUAGAGCGAAAGAAAGAUCAAGACAUAUGGGUCAUCUUAGAGAUAGCUUGUUCCUCGUCAUCAGACCAUCUGAUUGAAGUGAGACAAACCUACUGCCUCCUCUUCCAUUCCUCCUUAGAAGAAGAUAUUGAAUCUCAAUUUGCUCAACAAGGGCAGCUUAAGGAGUUUUUGUUGCGUCUUGUGAGCUCCUAUAGGUAUGAAGGGGAGGAUGUGGAUGAGCAACUGGUGAAAUCUGAAGCAAACUCACUCUUCUGUGCUAUAAGAGAGCAGAGGCCUUAUCAUGAGGUUAUUCGUGUACUCAGCACAAGGAGCAAGGCUCACCUUAAUGCUAUUUUCCAGCAUUAUAAACAAGAAUAUGGAAUAUCCAUAAUUGAGGACAUAGAGUGCAACAGUGGUGAUGACAAGAAGCUCUCAUCAAUCAUAAAAGUUGCUAUCUGUUGUUUACAGUCGCCAGAGAAGCACUUCGCCCAGGUUGUGAAUACCUCAAUCAUUGGAUUGGGAACAGAUGAGGAUUCUCUUACAAGAGCUAUUGUUACUCGAGCAGAAAUCGAUAUGAAGCUGAUCAAAGAGGAGUAUAAGGACAGAUACAACAGAACACUUCAUGAUGAUGUUGUUGGAGAUACCUCUGGUUAUUACAGGGAUUUUCUGCUCACCCUGCUGGGUGACAAAUAGUGCAUUAGAAACUUAUACAAGUCUAGUAUGAUAGUGAAAUGAGAAGGUCAUUUCAAAGAUAUAAAACAAGAUGAUAACCUGUAGGAAUGAUUCCUGUUUGUGUAUUCUUCAUUGUUUCUCCUAGCAAAAGACUAAAAGCUUCACUGGGAUUGUUACUUUAGUCUAAUAAAUUGCUUAUCAGUUCCAGAUAGCAUGCUGAAAAUUUCCAUU
This is a messenger RNA of Dendrobium catenatum, 1297 nucleotides long. RefSeq names its product annexin D3. Lineage: Eukaryota; Viridiplantae; Streptophyta; Magnoliopsida; Asparagales; Orchidaceae. The transcript is spliced from 6 exons. Gene Ontology annotation, molecular function: calcium-dependent phospholipid binding; calcium ion binding. The record is from RefSeq and is a predicted model, not a curated record. The coding region runs from base 131 to 1087 and encodes 318 amino acids. Gene Ontology annotation, cellular component: cytoplasm.